AUGGAGACCAAUGUUCGUGCGACUUUGCGGCUGCGAAAGAGAAAGAGCAAGGAAGAACAGGUCACCGACUCUGGCGCGACCGUCGAGAACGAUGUCCGCGGAGAAGACGUGGUAUGGGGCAAGACUCCGGGCGGUGAAGUGUUUCGCGUCCCAACGACGCACGACGUGUUGACCCUGUUCAACCCGACGUACCCAAAAUCUCAUUUCGACCUCGCCAACCUUGCUUUACUCGGCUUCCAGAUCUUGCUAUUCUGCGUCCUUCCUCGUUCUGUGUCCAAGGUCUUUUUCUUCUUUUACUUUGCGUUGUGGCGGGCGGCGUAUGACGUGGGGCUCGGUUGGGUGCUCACCAAACAAAGCAAGAAGAAAUGGAUCGUCAAAGAGGUGCAAAAACUUGGAUGGCUCGACGAGAAGCGCAUGCCUGAGAUGAGGAACUGGAUACGCAAGCAACUGGCAGGCAAGAUGGGCAAGGACUACUCCUUUGACGAGCUACCAUUGGAAUAUAAUGCUUGGUUACUUUUUCGCCAGGUCGUCGACAUUAUUCUGCUGAAUGAUUUCGUGGCGUAUUGUAUGUUCGCUUUCGCGUGCUUCCGUGUUCCUGACGGCUUGUUUUUCGUGACACAUAUUAUGAGGUGGAUCGGGGGAUUGGCUCUGAUUGCCUUCAAUCUUUGGGUCAAGACUGAGGCGCACCAUGUCGUCAAAGACUAUGGCUGGUACUGGGGAGAUGUUUUCUUCCAGCGCGGAGCCCUUGUUUUCGACGGUGUUUUUGAACUGGCACCUCACCCAAUGUACUCUGUUGGCUAUGCUGGGUAUUAUGGCCUAUCUCUUAUUGUCGGUAGUUACGCAGUGUUGUUUGCCAGUCUCGCAGCUCAUGCGGCUCAAUUUGGCUUCCUCGUAUUCUUUGAAAACCCACAUAUCGAGAGGACCUAUGGUCAGCGAAAGCUCUUAGCCCAACGGACCCCUCUUCUCGGUAUGACCACCCGCAAGACCGAUGCGGAUGGCACCUCCGUAAAGGAGCAUGGCCGGAGCCAGUCCAUCGGAUCUAUGGGUUCGACUACUCCAUCGGCUACCGAGGGCGAGACAGGGACAGAGACAGACGGCCCAGAGACUGAAUCCGAUUCCGACACCGAGAUUGAGGGCAGUCGCCUUAUCCGGAGCCGUAAGGCCAGGACUGAUUCGACCACGAGCUUCGCAUCUGCAGCUGGUCGAAGCGCUACGGACCUGCCGCGCAGUAACGCAUCUCCGGUAUCGCAGCAUGACCUCUUCAAUCAGUUUUUCCGCAGGGACAUGGUCAUCUUCCACAACCUGGAUCCGUUCCGGGCUACGGAUUUCCAACUUGUCCUCGUGACCUCUUAUGUGCUCCUUUGGGCGUUCCUUCCUCCGCUCUCGUACACUGCCACCCUGGCGUUCCUUGCUGUGCACACCCUCGCCUGGGUGCUUUUCCACUCUUUCGGCUUGGGUCUUGUUCUUCGUGCUCAGUCUGAGCGGAAAUUCCUCGUCCGCCACUUCCUCAAACAUUAUCACUACCCCCGUAAUGAUGGCGGAAAGGGUGCGGUCUAUGAAGCAUUUUCCAACUGGAAGUCUAUUUACAACACGUCUAUGUGCAUGACCUACGCCUCCUUCAUUGGCCUGGCAUGGAAGACGUACUCUAUUCCGUAUAAUUGGACAGUCGGAAAUGAGUUGUUACGGCAUACAAUGGGCGCGCUCCUAAUAGCCUUGCACGUCUGGGCCACACUUGAGCAGUACGAGGUGCUUGGGAUGUUCGGCUGGUUCUUCGGCGACUUCUUCAUGAUGGAGGGGUUCGCCGGACAACUCGAAUACAACGGCAUAUACCGGUACCUGAACAAUCCGGAGGUCAUGAGCGGCGCGGCGUUCUUUGGGCUCGCGCUCAUCAGCGGUAGCAAACUCGUGUUCACCCUCGCUGUUGUCCGUCACCUGUCCCAGUGGUGGUUCAUGAGCAAGGUGGAGAACCCGCACAUGCGGCGACUUUACGGCGACUCGCUUAGAAGUGACGCAGGCUUCGUCAAGGUUAUUAAGAAAGUCGCUCAGCGGAACGCCCGCAUACUUGAACGACGUGCAGGGCGACACGCGCCGGAGAUUAAGCGAGUCGCCAGGGAAGUUAAGGGGACAUUUGACAAGGUCUAUGGCGAGACUGCCGACGCGCUCGAGGAGUUCCUUGCGAAGUCAAAACCAAAGAUUUCGGAGGUGGUGCAGGAAACAAAAGUCCUCCUGCAGCAAUCCCGUGAGAAGCUCGUGAUUUCUCGUGUAGCAAGCGACCUCUCCCGCUAUGAUACUUCGAAAUACAGCAUCUCCAUUGUACCCAGCGACAUCGAUGGCACGCUGCGUUAUCAUAUGGGCGAGUCAAUCCGUGUUUGCUGGAAGGCCCCGCAGAACCAUUCCCGCAAGGAUUGGAUCGGUAUCUACAGGGUCGGCGCAAAUAUCUCCACUCUGGUCACGAAGGCCUCUUCGUUGGGUAUGUGGGUCCCUGUGCACAGCGAGGAAUGGGACGGCGACAUCCCCCUCAGCUCGGGUAUGCCUGCGCCGUCGGGCAGCGGUGACUACCAAGAAGGCGAAGUUGUCUUUCGCAGCAACCAGCUACCGUGGAAGUCGGGCAAGUAUGAGAUCCGGUACCACCACGACAGGAAGUAUAAUGUCAUGAGCCUGGCUGGUCCUAUUGAAAUUUACGUGGACAAGCCAUCCACCGUCGGUUUCGACUCUGUCCGCUCGUCCCUGGCCCACAUCGUGACGCUCGCUCUGGAUUCGGAUCCCUCGCUUGUUCCAGUCUCGUGCAGAGCUAUGGCUGAUGCCACGGUCGCCUCCCCCUCCACGGCUGAGAGCGCCACGGUCGCGGGCGCGAAUAGCGAAAGCGAACGGGACGCGCACCCGGACGGCGUCAUCACUUCGACCGAGGAAGACGGCAUACGCGACCCUGACGACUUCAGGUUCUGGUCCGAGGGUCAGGCAGUACGGAUCAGCAAGGCCUUGAGAGAGGCGUUUGGCGUCGAGCUUACCCCAGAGGUCAUCAUUGCCGACGCAAAUCUGAGUGCAAUAGCAAACAGGAUAUUGGUUGCCCGGGGCUUCUCAGAGUCCUAG
Phanerochaete carnosa HHB-10118-sp is the source of this 3090-nucleotide messenger RNA. RefSeq lists its product as uncharacterized. The record is from RefSeq and is a predicted model, not a curated record. The transcript has 17 exons. Gene Ontology annotation, molecular function: phosphatidylethanolamine N-methyltransferase activity. Gene Ontology annotation, biological process: phosphatidylcholine biosynthetic process. Bases 1 to 3090 code for a protein of 1029 amino acids. Lineage: Eukaryota; Fungi; Basidiomycota; Agaricomycetes; Polyporales; Phanerochaetaceae.